AGUGGUGCUCUCUCUCUCUCUCUCUCUCUCUCUCACCAAAAGCGUGUCACCUCUUCUUCUUCUGCUUCAUCACUUUACCAAAAUCGCAUCGAUUCUUAGGGUUUCUCGAAUCUGUCUUUUGAAUCGUAUCUCCGAUCCUGAUUUUUUGGAUACUACUAACGAGCUCGAAUCCUCAUAUACUAAAAGACUAUGGAAGUGUUAUCACUGGAGUCACUACCGGUGGGAUUCAGAUUCAGUCCGACGGACGAGGAGUUAGUCCGUUACUAUCUCCGUCAAAAGAUCAACGGCCGUGACGACGAAGUCAGAGUCAUCCGUGAAGUCGAUAUCUGCAAGUACGAGCCAUGGGAUCUACCUGAUCUUUCUGUGGUGAGGACAACGGACUCGGAGUGGCUCUUCUUCUGUCCGUUGGACAGGAAGUAUCCAAGUGGAAGUAGGAUGAAUCGCGCCACUGUUGCUGGAUACUGGAAGGCCACUGGGAAAGACCGCAAGGUCAAGUCAGGGAGCGUUAAGAUCAUAGGUGUUAAGAGGACUCUAGUCUUCUACACCGGACGUGCUCCUAAGGGGACACGAACUUGUUGGAUUAUGCAUGAGUAUCGCGCCACCGAGAAGGAUCUCGAUGGAACCAAGCCUGGCCAGAGCCCGUUUGUCGUAUGCAAGUUGUUUAAGAAGGAAGAUGUUGUGAGUGAAGCAUCACCGGAAUGUGGAGUUGUCGAACCAGCUGUCUCGUCUCCAACUGUUGUGGACGAGAUGAGGUCUGAGGUUGAGCUGUCUGAAGUGUCUCUGGCUUUCCCUACAAAAGAAGAACCAAAGCAUUCUGAUGUUGCGGAAUCUUCUCUUGUAGUCUCGGGAGAGUGUCAAAGUGAUAUAUCUGCCCCUGAGGUUACAACAACUGAGCUUGACCAUAUCGAUUGGAGCUCGUAUCUGGAGUUCGAGUCCCUGGAUCAAGCCAUGUUCUCUCCCUUGCACUCUCAGGUGCAAUCCGAGCUCGGAUCCGCUUUCGGUGGUUUUGGUUAUGGAUCAAACGAACCGUUCAGAAACCAGAAUGGCGCUCACAUUCAGACACAGUACGGUUCAAACGACCCCGACCAAUAUAUGUUCGACCUCUUGGAUUCGACUUUCCAGAUUCCUUAUGAGUUACCAGAGAUGAAACAUCUAGCGCAACCGAUGCCAGAACAGAUUAUAUAUGAGCCACAGAGUCUUGUCAACACGAGUAACAAGAUCAAUAACGAUGCAUCUGAAACAGGAAUCAAGAUAAGGACAAGAAGGGCACAAGCCCCACCUUGUGCUGAACAGUUUGUAAUGCAGGGCAGUGCCUCAAGAAGGCUGCGUCUUCAGGUUAACCAUAACAGUUCCAAACCAGAAGCUGAUAGUCCUCAGCUCCAAUGUAUCAAGAAAGAGGUCAAGGACACAACAUGUGGAAGUUUCAUGAGAUCAAAGAGCAGGACUGAGCUCAUAUUCAAGAAUGUCGCAGCUUUGGGAAGUUCAUACAGAGGGAUACUCAAAGCUGGAGUUGUGGCGGUUGUGUUUGCCAUGUCGGUUUGCAGUCUAACCGGUAAAUUUCGUUGAAGCUUUAUGCUUGUUGGUCAAUAGCAAUCAAUCAAAGAAGGAAGUGGUUGAGAGCGCUUGUUUGUGUGUAUGAAAUAGGGGAUUAGCUCUGGUUUACGCUUAACCAUGGUCGGUUUAGUAGGGUAGUAGUUAACUUGUACUAGUUAUAGUUCUGUUUGUAUGUUUUAGAUGUAAGAGAGAAUCUUAAAGCUCGUAGAGUUUUAUCCCCCUGACUAUAUAGGUCAUGAGAUGUCUCCAUCAAUACCAAAUAGUCAUCAUGUUGUAAGAACUUGUAUUUUCUAUUUCUCUUUGAACGCAUGUUGAAUUUUUAAAAGAUUUACGUUGCAUGUUGAAUCA
Molecule: messenger RNA, 1902 nt
Organism: Raphanus sativus (radish)
Lineage: Eukaryota; Viridiplantae; Streptophyta; Magnoliopsida; Brassicales; Brassicaceae
Product: NAC domain-containing protein 91-like
Exons: 5
Coding region: 190-1566 (458 amino acids)
Biological process (GO): regulation of DNA-templated transcription
Molecular function (GO): DNA binding
Source: RefSeq, a predicted model, not a curated record